Molecule: messenger RNA, 1515 nt
Organism: Fomitopsis serialis
Lineage: Eukaryota; Fungi; Basidiomycota; Agaricomycetes; Polyporales; Fomitopsidaceae
Product: MFS general substrate transporter
Exons: 18
Coding region: 1-1515 (504 amino acids)
Biological process (GO): transmembrane transport
Molecular function (GO): transmembrane transporter activity
Source: RefSeq, a predicted model, not a curated record
AUGCGCUUCUUCAGUGCCAAGUGGAUCGAUCUGUAUACAUACCAUGAACGUAAUGCCGGAAGGCUUGUGAUCGACCCCAAGGAAGCGAGAAUCGAGUUCGGAGAAGAGUUUGCAAAGCGAUUGAAGUUGUCGUCCGAUGGUACUAAGGUGCUAUGGCCGCAACCAACCGAUGAUCCAGAGGAUCCGCAGAACUGGUCGGAUCGCCGGAAGAACUUCCAGCUGUUCAUCAUAACACUGGCAGCUAUCGUCCCGGACUUUGACUCCGGUAUCGGCAUUGCAUCCAUCUUUCAGCUGGCUCAGACUUACAAUACCACCACGGGUGUCAUCAAUAACUUGACAUCGAAGUACGUGCUUGCGUUCGAAGGGUGGGGAAGCAUCGUCGCUGUCAUGCUGAUGCGACGAUACGGGAGACUGCCUGUUCUGUUCUGGUCGCAGGCGAGUGCCUUGUGUCUCAAGCUCAAUGGUCUUUACGUUGUUACAGACCUCUUCCCGUUCCAUUUGCAGGCGAGAAAGUUGAACGUAUGGACCAUGGGGUUCAUCAUAUCUCCCUUCCUGUCGCCAUUCGCGUUCGGAUUUCUCGCUGCACGUGCAAACUGGCGAUGGACAUACGGCAUUGGUUCGAUGUAUGGUGGCUUCGUGGUCUUCAUGAUCACGUUCUUCCUCGAAGAGUCUAUGUAUGACCGCUCUCUCCCAGACCCGAAGCCGAUUCCAAGACCGAGAUGGCGCAUGGCUAAGUAUCGUGCCCGUUGGCGGACCGUGGUAUGGGCAUGUGUAGAUCUCGUCUGGCGGCCGCAUAUUUUUAGCAUCCUGUCUUUGAGGUGGGGGAUAAUCUUUGGCUUCACUACAGGUAUAAACACGACGAACGCAGUCAUCCUUGCCGAAGCGCCUCCGAAGGGUUACGGCUUCAGUGAAUAUGCUAUCGCUGGUGCUUACGGCACACCCAUCGUGGCCGUGAUCUUGGGCGAGCAGAUCGGGCACUAUCUGAACGACUGGAUCAUGGAAGUCUGCAUCCGCCGAAACAAGGGUGUCUUCGAGGCUGAGAUGCGGCUCUGGGCUUGUUACAUCGCGGUUGCGCUGUAUAUUGCUGGCUUUGUCGUCCUCGGAGCAUGCAUGGAACGGCUCAACAUCGCUGGGCUAGUCCUCGGCUGGGGCAUAGCGCAGUGUGUAGUGGUCUUCAACACUGUUGCAGUCUAUGCGUAUUGUAACGACUGCUUCCCAGACAGGCAGGGUGAGAUAUCUGCUCUUGUAAACCUCUGCCGGACGCUGGGCGGCUUCAGCGUCGCCUACUUUCAAGUCCCUUGGGCAACGAAGUACGGCGCAUUGCAGACAUUCGGCGUCGAGGCAGCGAUUGUUGCCGGGCUGUUCCUGCUGAUCGUGCCCGCGCUUCAAGUCAAGGGUGCUUACCUCAGGGUAAGAAGCAGAUUGGUCGUUUCUCUGGAUAGACUCUCAGUGUGGGAGUCUGCGUGGAAGAUGGUCACUUAUUUCUACCCGUCGUCCCUUCUGCCACGUGUCUGA